GAACGAGUCAUCUCAUCUCAUCUUCUACUCAACCAACACAUACCAACCGCCAAUACAUAACCAUUCACAAAUAAACCCCCACCCAACUCCAUUCUGUUUUCACCAACAAUCCAAACCCAAACAACUAAUAGACACCACCCUGUCACAUUCAGCCCGAGAGGAACAAGGAUGACUACCUCAUCCAAUACAAAAACUUACACCUACACCCGCUACCCACCCAGCAUCUCCCCCUCAAUCCCACGCCUAGACACAGAAGAAGACAUCAAGAAGGCCGUGCUCGCCAACCCCGAAACCACCUUCGACGAUACGAUCGACACCACCGGCGGCUGGUACCAGAAAGAGAUGGGGGGGAAGGUGUUGGCCAUUGUGUCGGAUCAGAUGUGUGAGGAGCUGGAUGCGAGGCGGGAUCAUGCUGAGGCGUGGGUGAAGGAGAAUGAGAGAAGGGAGGCGGCGGGGGAGCCGCCCUUGGAGCCUGUUUGUUGGAGGAGGUAGGGUAUGAAGAAGGCAGAAAGGGGAAGGCACUUGGGGAUGAUAGUGGUUGUUAGUUUUUUACGGUGUUGGGUGGGUAUGAAGGAGAACUCGUUGAGUUUCCUGGAUUGGUUUGGUUGUAUGGUGAUCAUAUAUAUGCUUCGGCGUUGAUGAAGAUUAUAUGUCGUUGCUGAAGGUUAAAUGACGCAUGAAAGACUGAAAGAUUGUGAUU
Messenger RNA from Aspergillus caelatus, 700 nucleotides. RefSeq lists its product as uncharacterized. Lineage: Eukaryota; Fungi; Ascomycota; Eurotiomycetes; Eurotiales; Aspergillaceae. Bases 169 to 492 code for a protein of 107 amino acids. The record is from RefSeq and is a predicted model, not a curated record. The transcript has 2 exons.